AUGAUAACUGCAGCCCAUAGUAUCCUCAAAUGGAUUGCACGACGAAUCAGUACGCCUGUGCAAGCAGAAGAAACUACAAGGAAAAGCAACACUAUACCUUUUUCAGAGGAUUUAAUUGUAACAACCCUAAAGGUCUGCAAAAUGUGUCUGGGCACCUCAACAAACAAGCGUGUGGAGAAAGAAAUUGAAGAGGUGUCUCCUGAUUGGACAACAUUUGUAGAGGGCUACUAUAGUAUCAUACAAUUAAGUCAUAAUGAAUCCUCACUGUAUUGUUUUAGUGACGGCGCCGAGAUCGACAUUCCUGCCAAGUAUGCUGAGCAAUGCCGCCAUGUUUUAGAUCAAAUUGAGGCAAUACUCCCACAGCUGGAUAUAGAUGCAGGAAAGAAUAUCUGGAUCCUGAAACCAGCAUUUCUCUCCAGAGGAAGAUCUAUACGUUGUAUGAAUCGCAUAGAUGAGAUCUACAAAUUUCUACAAAGCCGUCAAAAACGUAUGAUUGCAAAGCAGUGGGUGGUACAAAAGUACAUUGAGAGGCCAUUUCUCAUUUAUGGCACAAAGUUUGAUCUGCGCCAGUUUUUCCUGGUAACAGACUGGAACCCCCUGACUGUCUGGUUCUAUAAGGAAACUUGCUGUCGAUUCUCAUCACAGCCUUUCGACUUGGAUAAUCUAGACCGCUCCAUUCACCUGUGUAACAGAUCCAUACAGCAGUACCUUACAAACUGCCCAACCCGUCACCCUGACCUUCCUGAAGACAAUUUAUGGUCUAAUGUACAAUUGAAGGAAUACCUACGUAUGAUUGGGGCAGAACAUGCCUAUGAAGAGGUGAUGGUGCCAGGCAUGAAGAAAGCCAUAUAUUACACCUUGCAAGUUUGUCAGGAUAUAGUAAAGCACAGAAAGAACAGCUUUGACAUUUAUGGCGCAGAUUUCAUGUUCGGAGAGAACUUUAAUCCAUGGCUGAUUGAGAUCAAUUUCAGACCAGAUACAACUUCACAAGCACCAGUAGCUAAUGUGAUAUUUGAAAGUCUUUUAGAAGACACCAUAAAGGUUGUUAUUGACCGAAGGAAUGACCCUAACUGCGACAUCGGAGCAUAUGAGCUUUUACAGAAACAGGUACAUUUUUAUUAAGGUACUGAUAAUGGGAAUGUAUAAUCAUAGGGAUAUAC
This is a messenger RNA of Xenopus laevis (African clawed frog), 1160 nucleotides long. RefSeq names its product tubulin monoglycylase TTLL3-like. NCBI's taxonomy places the organism in Eukaryota, Metazoa, Chordata, Amphibia, Anura, Pipidae. The transcript has 5 exons. The coding region runs from base 1 to 1122 and encodes 373 amino acids. The record is from RefSeq and is a predicted model, not a curated record.